UCAAUUGUUCGUCUCAGAUCAUGUAUUAGCUUUAUACACAGGCACAGUAGAUAGUUACAGGAUGACGUUUAGGCAUCUGUUUCGAAUGCUUGUAGCUGUGGCGUUUACAGCAAUUGUAAACGCAAGAAUGGAUGAAUGUCGUUUCGAAUCGGGCCGGCCACGAAGGUGCCUUCCACCAUUUGUGAAUGCAGCUUUUGGCCGAACUGUUGUAGCGGACAAUACGUGUGGUACACCAGCAGAGGAAUAUUGCCUCCAAACAGGCGUAACAGGGGUUACCAAAUCCUGUCAUAUUUGUGACAGCAGCGAUCCCGCAAGAAGACACGACGCUCAGUAUUUGACGGACUUUAACAACGAAGACGUCAGUACAUGGUGGCAAUCAAACACAAUGCUUCACGACGUACAGUACCCUACCAUGGUCAAUCUAACUCUAAACUUGACCAAGGCCUUCGAUAUAACUUACGUUCGCUUGAAAUUCCAUACCUCAAGGCCCGAGAGUUUCGCAAUUUACAAGAAGAAAUGCGACAACUGCGACUGGCAACCACUGCAAUAUUACUCCGGCUCGUGUUUUACAACAUACGGACUUGAUAACAAGGGCAUCGUGACGGGGGAUAACGAACAGAAAGCGCUGUGUACUGAUGACUUCAGCGACAUAUCUCCACUGACUGGCGGUAACGUAGCCUUCAGUACACUAGAGAGCCGUCCAAGUGCGUACAACUUCGACAGGAGUCUUGUACUACAGGACUGGGUGAAAGCGGUCGCUAUUCGAAUCACCUUGAACCGAAUUAACACUUUUGGAGAUGAAGUAUUUAGAGACCCGAAGGUUUUAAAGUCAUAUUACUAUGCUGUAUCGGACUUAUCUAUCGGAGGAAGGUGUGCGUGCAACGGACACGCUUCAGAAUGCUACUUGAACGCAGAAGACGUACUGACGUGUCGAUGUCAACAUAAUACAGCUGGGCGAGACUGUGAACGGUGUGCAGAUAUGUUUAAUGAUAGACCAUGGGCAAGAGCAACGCGCGGAGACGCCGCAGAAUGCAGAGCUUGCGACUGUAACGGGCUGUCGGAAACUUGCUACUUCGAUCCGGAACUUUACCGACAAACUGGUCACGGUGGUCACUGUACGGAAUGCCGGGACAAUACUUCUGGACCACACUGUGAGAUCUGCCUGCCUUAUCAUUACAGAGAUCCAUUCAACAACCGAUGUGUGCCUUGUCAAUGCAACGAAAUUGGUUCCACAAGUCAACAGUGCGAUGUCAGUGGUCAGUGCGCAUGCAAGCCCGGUGUCGGUGGCGCCUCUUGUGGCCAAUGCAUGAACGGAUUUUUUGGUUUAAGUGAAGCUGGUUGCAGCGCGUGUCGUUGUUCUAUUGCUGGUAGCGCAGAAGGCAGUGUUUGCGAUGCUGAAACUGGAUCGUGUGUUUGUAAAUUAAACGUCGAGGGAAACAAUUGCGAUAGAUGUAAACCUGGAUCUAUGAAUUUACAAGCAUCCAACCCGUUCGGAUGUACAUCUUGCUUCUGUUACGGCCAUUCUUCUGUAUGUGAAGUGUCGAACCAUUACACCGUCAAAUACAUAGCCAGCGAUUUCACAAUCGGUACCGAUGGCUGGGAAGGAAAAGAUUUUUAUGCAAAUCCAUCACCUGUUACCAAGAGAAAUAAUGCCAUAGCAAUGCUACAACCUGAUCCAUAUUAUAUGUCCUAUUUUGUUGCACCAGCCAAGUACUUGGGGGAGCAGAGGUUCAGUUACAACCAAAUGCUGGAGUUUGAUUUGGUUCUUGAGGAACAACCAUUCGACUUGGACAUUGGGAGUGGUGAUGAUUCAAGACCUGCUGCUCUUGCUAGUCGAGAAGAUUUGGUUCUUGAAGGUGCUGGAUUCCGUGUGGUUGCAAGUAUUACAGACCAGGGUAACCCACUACCAACUUCAACAAGACAAACUUAUCAAUUCCGUCUUCAUGAAGCUGCUGGUUUUCAUCCACAAAUUUCCGCGUUGGAUUUCCAGAAAAUGCUCAACCAACUUACAAGCAUCAACAUUCGUUCUACAUACGGCAGAGGAUUGAAUGCUUAUUUGGAUAAUGUGCGUCUGACGAGCGCAGAGAGAGACGGAAACGGGUUACCAGCGGAUUGGGUGGAGAGUUGUGAAGCAGUUGGAUACGUUGGACAAUUUACAGAAAGUUGUGAUAUUGGUUACACUCGUGACCCCAGCAAUGGCGGAGAAUAUGACGCAUGUGUUCCGUGUAACUGCCAUGGCCAUUCUCAAACCUGCGACCCAACAACAGGUGUUUGUGAGUGCGAGCACAACACAAUGGGAACGCAUUGCGAACUCUGUGCUGAUGGUUACUUCAGUGGUGAUGAAUCGCGCAGAGGAACACCACAAGAAUGCCAGCCAUGCCCGUGCCCCGUAGGAUCAGCUUGCGCAAUGCUGGAUGAUGGUGAUGUUGUGUGCACGAGUUGCCCACCUGGACAUGCGGGCAAACAGUGUGAGCUCUGCAUGGAUGGCUGGUUCGGGGAUCCGCGUGGAUCAGGUCCUUGUCAACGCUGUAUGUGCAACGGGAAUAUUGAUGAAAACGCCGUCAUGAAUUGUAAUCGAACGACAGGAGAGUGCCUUAAAUGUAUUCACAACACAACUGGAUUUUAUUGUGAUGCAUGUCUGCCUGGCUAUUUCGGAAAACCAGUCACUAAUGUACCUGAAGAAAGAUGCAUGAUUUGCGAAUGUGACCAUUUGGGAAGCAGACACAUGUCUGAAUGUAAUGCAAGAACCGGGCAAUGCAAUUGCUUGCCUAAUGUAGAAGGUCGCUCCUGCAACCAGUGCAGAAGUGGGUAUUGGAAUCUUCAAAGUGGAAAUGGUUGCGAUGCAUGCGGCUGCCAUUCUAUUGGAUCAAGCACGGGCGAAUGCCAUCAAGAAACUGGACAGUGUGCGUGCUUACCUGGAGUUGGAGGACAAAGAUGUGACCAAUGCAUGCCCAACUAUUAUGGGCUCUCUAGACAAGGAUGUUCUGAGUGCAACUGCAACCCAGAUGGUAGUGUCAGCCUUCAAUGUGCUGAUGACGGCCGUUGUUUGUGUAAAGAUGGUGUUCUUGGAGUUAAAUGCAACCAAUGUCAAGAGAAUUAUUAUGAUAUUGCCAAUGGAUGUAUUGAAUGCUCUGCAUGCUAUGGCCUGGUACAAGAUGCUGUACAAAUACACAGAAGGGAGUUGGGGAAAUUGGAAAGCAUGACUUCUAACAUCGGAAACCACACCAAUAAAGAUGCGCAAGGGAAUGAAGAUUUUGAAAUGGCUCUUGCCCACCUUAAUCAAACAGUUCACCAGUUACACGAUCAAGCUCAACAAAAUGCAGAACACCAAGCUGCGCUCCAAGACAUGAUCGACCAAGUGAACUCUCAGUUGGAGCAGCUGUACAUGAAACUUGCUGUGAUUGAAAACAGUGUGGAAACUUGUGCUGCGACUGUUAAACAAGCCGAUGAUAAAAAUGCUGCAAGUAAAAAUGAUACUUUAGGAAUUGCAGUGGCACUUCAAUCUGCCCAGGAUAAAUUGGAUCAAGCCAUGGAUGACUUGAUCGCAUCAAGAAUGAUUGCUGAAGACAGUUUGAGUAAAGAAGACAACAUGAGUCGUAUUGCAAAGGAAGCCGAGGCAUUGGCCAACCAACAUGUAAUAGAUAGCCAAGCAGUUGUGGACACAGCACAAGAAGCAUUUGACACCUCACGUCGUGCACAAGAUGCAGUACAAGAAGCGAUCGAUUUGUUGGAAACAUUAAUGUCAACAUUGGAUGAUAUGAUUGAUUCUGAGAACAAGAUACCAGGUGCCCGCGUUACAAGAAAUGAUUUGAUUGCGCAAUCAGACAGAUUGAAGAGUAAUGCCGAAGCUGCAAAGAAUGAAUCAACUGAUCUUUUUACUGAUGCAGAAAAACUUGUCGUGCCAGUUGUAGACACUGAUGAUAUGAUUUCAAGAUCACAAACUAUAAGAACUGAAGCACAAGAUUUAAUUCCCCAGAUUAACCAACUUGAGAUGGAAUACAACAACAACUAUGGUACCCUUGUUUCUGACAAACACAGGGCUCGAGAACUGCUCAGUGUCACAGAUGCUUUGCAAGAUAGUGCUGACAUGAUGUUGGCUCAAGUACACAGUUCAUACCAAGAUGCUUUGGAAGCAGUAGAAAGUGGGAAUGCUACUUACCACUCUGUGCUAAAUACAAAGAAAUCGUUGGAAAGCUUUGACGAAGAAAUUAACAUGAACCGAGAAAAGGCAAGAAUAGAACUGAACAAAACAGAUUCAAUUCAAGCUAAAAUUGAUUUGGCAAAUGAGAAAACUAAUGGUGCAAAAGCUGCGCUGGGAACCGCCCGUUCAAUCGCCGUACAAGCGAGUGAUAAGGCCCAACAAGCUCUAGAUAUUGCUGGCAAUAUUCAAAUCAGCGCACAGGAAAUCCGAACAGACGCUGAAAAUAGCCACGACAGGGCUGCAGUGAUCAGUUCGUCUGUUGAAAAUCUAUCCGACAGAUUGGCAUCAACUGAUCUCAAGUUAUCAAACGCUGAAAACCAGGCUCAAACCGAUCAGACCAACGUGAACGCGGCCACUCGUGCAGCUGGUAGUGCCGGUAAAAAGGCAACUGAAAGCAAGAAGAGAGUAAACUCUGUUUUAUCGCAACUGGAAAAUCUUCUGGAUAGAUUAAACGCUAUGGUGGACGUUAACGAUACAGAAAUCGCCCAAUUGGAGCAACAAUACGAAGAGUUAAAGAACCAGGUGGACAGCAUGAACCUUCCAAAUACGAUAUCUGCCUUCAACGCUGAAGUGAAUCGACACCAACGCACUUUGGACGCAUAUGACGAAGAGAUCGUCAAACUAGAAGCAGAUGUCCAGAAUUUGCGGGAAAUCAACGCUUCUAUUCCGGAGACUUGCUCGUCUAACAAGAAAGUUGAGCAGCCGUAAACCGGCGAACUCACACACGCCAUAAGUGCUGCCCCAUAUUAACUCCGUUAUCACAGCUUUCUACACAAUAUGCAUUGAUCAUGAUGUGUGGGACAAAGUAUUUAAAUAUUAUUUCCUUUUAACACGGUUUUGGACAAAUUGAACUUUCUCGUCUCGCGUCACCAAUCUCAUGAAUGCGUCGUGACGUCAUGAGUCACAUGAUUCUUUGUCACGUGAUGCAAGGGAUCUGCGACUCAAACCGGGGCAAAUGCAUAUUGUUACUAUUUUAUUUUUUUAGUCGAAUUCUAUUAACCGUUUGAUAUUCGAUUGCAGCAUAUUAUUAUAAUUAUUGUUAUAUUUUAAAAACCGUCCAAAGCCGGAGGGUAGGCGGGUCAAUAUUAAAGGAACGUCGAUUUUAGCGACCCAUAUGAUUUGAUUUUAACCACGGGCCUGCCGUGCUACCUCAAUUGCAGGAGUGAGCAGCUUUUGGAAUAUUUUCACCACAAGUCUCCGCUGUAACUUAUUAUGUACAUACUGUGUGGUCAGUGUUUCGCACACUUGUUACGGCAAGUCUCACGCCACUUUCUCAUACUUGGUUAUGCAGCAUACCUGUAAGCCUUACACCAACCCUGCCUUAAUAUACAGCAUACGAAUGGAUGGACCCGCACCCUUUGAAUGUGGGUCACCGUCGCUUUUAUUGACAGUAGUCAUUGUGACGUUUGCAUGAGCAAAUGUUACGUCAUAAUCUCACCAUUUCUGCAUUGCCUCACGAAAAUCAAGAAUUUCUAAAAGAUUUGUCAAGACAAUCGUAGCAAAACUAAUUUGUUUAAAAUUUUGAGCAACCAUUUCACAAAUUGCAAGCUUCUUUUUAACAACUUUUCAUCUUCGCUUUUCUUAUUUUCAACUUUUCAUUCGCGAAUUUCUUUUGUCACGUGUUUGCUAACCACAAAUGAAGCAUUCGUCACGCAUGAAUUUCAUUGCAUUUGUCAAAUGAAACAAUUGUUACAUCACUAUCGUGUAUCAAUUGUUUAUUGUACCAUUUUGCUGAACACGAAAGUAUUGAAAGUUUUCAAUCCACCGGUCUAGUAACAUAGCGUGUACCAUUCUUUCGAUAAAUAUAAUCAAUAAGGAAAAAGAAAA
Messenger RNA from Ciona intestinalis (vase tunicate), 6028 nucleotides. Lineage: Eukaryota; Metazoa; Chordata; Ascidiacea; Phlebobranchia; Cionidae. The record is from RefSeq and is a predicted model, not a curated record.